Molecule: messenger RNA, 1831 nt
Organism: Seminavis robusta
Lineage: Eukaryota; Bacillariophyta; Bacillariophyceae; Naviculales; Naviculaceae
Source: the annotation of a GenBank genome assembly
UCAAUAAUUUACAGUUUGCCACAAAGAUGCAUCCAACGGAAUUGGGACUGGACUCAAAACCUCUGGGAGUACGAACGUCGAAAACCACAAUGUCACACCCCAUCCAUCAACGUGGUCAACUUGCCACAGUUCCCACCACCCAUGUCAUUCUACCAGACAAGUCCAAGAAACAGCCGGUUUUUAGCAAUGACACAGUGCUUGUAACUACGGUGAACGCUCCAAGAAUUCUAUCUGACGUUUCAUGUCCCUACGUGGUUGUCGUGCGGUCACAUUUUUUGAUAGAAUCUUAGCCCGGAAUCUUUCUUCUGUCAAAGCCACCGUACCAAUCAUUAGACUUCCAUGACAUAAUAUUCUUUGUUCACUAAAUUCGGAACAGACUCUCCACCACCAUGAAAUUCAGCACUCUAUUGGCCAGUGGCUUCUUUGCCGCCGCCGUUUCGGCUUUCCAGCCCGCCUUCAACACAGGUGUCGCUCAUACUCGAGGACUUGCUGGGCCGCUCUCGGUGGCUACAUUCACUGGAACCGUUGAUAUCCAGGAGACAGCACAGAGAGAUGUCUACACCAUGCAAGACUGGGCUCGAAACUGUGGAGUGCAGACGGCGGAAGGAUUUGAGCUGACAACAAAUGAUGGGUAUGAUUGGAGUGCCAUGACCAACCAAUACAUUCCGGCUGGAACUCCCAUCCUCUAUGUACCUCAGGGAUUGGUCAUUUCGUCGAGUGAUGUCGAAGGUGAAUUUGGAGGCAACCUGUUGGCCGCCGAGAACAUGUUGUCCCAAAACGACGAAACAGCCAAGCGUCUCCCACUAUUUCGGCUGAUGGUCAAGAUCUUGUCCGAAUACGAACAAGGCCAACAAUCGCCCUACUUUCCUUGGCUCAACUCGUUGCCCCGACUGUUCUACAAUGGUGUAGCCAUGACUGAUGCCUGCUUUGAUUGCCUUCCACCAUAUGCCGCUGCGCUUUCGAUGCAGGAAAGAAACACUUUUUCCAGAUUCUUGAAUGUGCUCAAGAAGGGAUAUUUGCCUUUGAGCCAAGAAACUCUGGAAAACGACGACCUAAUGAGGUGGGCAUACAAUGUGGGCCUCACGAGGUUCACCGAAGUGUGGCAACCUGUGAGGGCAAAGAAUAUCGCUCCCUUGGCUGAUAUGUUCAACCACGCUACCGAUGCCAAUGUUGCCCUCACAUAUGACGAAUAUGGAAACUGCAUGGCCACGGCCCUGCAAGAUAUUGCUCCGGGAUCACCUCUCACCAUCUCACUUGGUGAUCCCUCCAACCCAACACCCUUGUUUGCAAAAUAUGGGUUCCUUUACAAUGACAGCCCAACCAUCUUUUGCAAAGCUGUUCAGCUUGAGAACCAAAUCAAGGCUCUGGGUUAUGACUUCAAGGAUCUGCUGUUUUUCACUCAAACAGGCGAAAUUUCACCAAAGGUCUGGGACAUCUUUCUGUACUCUCUCCUUGAACAAGACCCCAAUGGUGAAGGCUUCUUUGCUGCUUGCAAGUCCAACGACGAAGCUACAAAGCAGGCAUACCACGGGCAAUACUUUCCAUACACGUUGGAUGCUGUCAAAGCACAUGUGGGCAAUAUCCUUCAAGACAUUGACGUGCUCACCAACAAGGCCAACUCUUACGAUGUCAGGACUCACCCGCGAGUUCCCGUCAUUGUGGCCCACAACGAGCUUGUCAAGAGCACUUUCAUGUUGGUUCAACAACAGCUCAAUGCCAUGGGAUAAAAAAUGAAGUGUCCAACCGAAGAAAGAAAGUUUUCAGUCACAAAGAGUACAUAAUGAACAUACCGACUUGUUAUAACACCAAAUAAGAGAAAGUUGUAUAAGUU